AUGACUUCAGAUCUUCUUAGGACAAUCUUGAUUGUUUCAUUAAUUUCCAAAUUUGGCACAGCUGUAGAUGCAGGACUGAUGCCAUCUGGUGUGACUCUACAGAAUGAAAGAUAAAAUUUACCCAGAGUGUGCCAUGCAUGCACGGUUUUUCUGGGAAUGACAAGGUGCCAGGAUUUGUUUUUAGUUCACUUGCAGGGGUGGAAACUUGGAACUAGGUUCCAAGAUUAUCCCUGCAGUCCCCCACAACAAGAAGGCAAACACCCCAAAGGGAAGCACAGCCUUGCAAUUUGAAUGCACAUCCUUUUAAAGCAUUUCUCAGCAGCCCAACUUUUGCUUGUAUUGGCCAGAACUGUGUAACUGGCUACUACUAUCUGCAAGAUUGCUCAAGAAAUGUAAUUUUUGUAGCUUUCAACCAAAAUCUGAGUUUCCUUGGUAAGAGCAAUAAUGGUGGAUCUUCAGUGGACAACUAGUGGUCUAUGCCCUGGUUAUAAAAUAUAGUUGUACGGGAGCAUAAUAUUUGAAACAGAUCAAAAUGAUAGCUUUCUCACUGGCAAAACUCCAGCAACACUGCUCAGCUCCAAGUGAGCAGAGUGAAGACAUGGCAGAUUUUCUCAUGAAACACUCGUCAGCACUGACCUCUUUGCCAACAUACUUGCCUUGAGCUGGGAUUCUCUAGAGGAGGAGCCUGAAGACCCACAUAUUUUCUUGGUAGACAUGAUCCCUGUAUGGAGGUUGGGCGUAGGAUAAAGAAUGUUCUACUUUGCCACUUCCUCACAUGCACCAUUUAUCUCCUCCUUAAUUUUCCUGGCAGUUAGAUUUGGGUGGAAUCUAGAGUGUGUAUUUGAUCCCUGUAAAUGACCAUCCCUUUCAUAUGCAAAGAAAGACAACCUUACUUCCUUCUGUGACUCCACCACCAGUCUAGGAAUAUUCUGGGACAAGAAUUGUCUCUCCAAGCUGCUUCCACAAGCAGCCUACACCCUGGCUAACCAAAGGGAGAAGAAACACUUCCCACAUACAGGGCUGUCCAAAAGAACUUUCUGUGAUGAUAGAAAUGUUCUAUAUCUGCAGUGUCCAAUAUGGUAACAAGUAGUAAACACUUAAAAUGUGUCAAGUGUGACUGAGGAAGUAAAAUGUAGAUUUUAUUGAAUUUUAAUUAUUCUUGUUUUAAAUAGCUACAUAGGGCUAGUGGCUGUUGUAUUGAACAGUGAAGUCCACAUCUUUCUCUUUGUUGUGUUUUAGAACUAGUGGGAGAGAUGUGGGCCAGUCAUGUGCUGUGUCCCAUCACUGUUCUACUUUACCAUUGAACUUUUCUCCCAGAGGAAAAAGAACAAUGGUAUUUUGGAACUAAACACAAGAUGUUAACAUGACAUCUAUGCAUUGCACAUCUUCCUAUAAAAAAUGGAAUGGUCUCCUGGGAAUAGGUCUUGUGCCUGACUGUAGUGAUGCUUACUAAUUGAAAACAUGGCAGUGCUGGUCCACUAACCUUCUUAGUGGCUGUGUUCCUAGUCAGAGUGAUUCAGCAGAAGGUAUUUUGUUUUAAUCAUGCAAUUUAUUCUGUUACUUUAUUUUUGUAAUAUUAUGACUGCUAAAUGAUUAUUCUGUGGAAGUUUUUCAAAAUAUGCAACUGGUUUAUAUUUUUUAAAAAGACUAUGAAAUAAA
Heterocephalus glaber (naked mole-rat) is the source of this 1659-nucleotide messenger RNA. The record is from RefSeq and is a predicted model, not a curated record. Lineage: Eukaryota; Metazoa; Chordata; Mammalia; Rodentia; Bathyergidae.